CUCGGUCUCUUCCCGUGGCUCUUGACUUGGUGUCUCUGUGUAGAGGUGGGAGAGAUCUUUCCCCACUUGGUGGUGUCAAUUGCAGGAACAAGAGCAUUCCUGCACAUUUCUUUUCCACUGUCAUGCUUGUGGAGGUUUGCAGAGGCCAGAUAUGAUCAAUCUCAUGACCUUUCUUUCCUUGCUUCCUUCACCCCUGCAGGAGCCGCAGUGUGCUGUGUGGCAGAGCACACCCUUCAGCCAGCUGUCCAUUUGUCACACGCCUGCCUGCAGCAGCCAGCUGCUGGCCCAUUGGCCUCACACCCCUCGGGGUCAGCCAGACGAGGGGAGAUCCCCUGCCUUGCCCCUGCCAGGAGGCUGUGCCAGCUUUUCCCUAUGAGCUGGGAGGGGCCGGAGCACCGGGCAUGCACCUCAGGAGGGCCACAGGGACUUGUUGGGAUCUGGCCAGGUUCAUGCCAGCCUCUGCCCCUCCCUGUGCCGGGAACAGUCAAGUAUUUAAUUACAGCCCUCUGUGGGAAGCAGCAGAGGACACUGGUGAUUUUGGUGGGAGUUGCCAAGGGACAAGUGCUGCCUGCAGUUCGUGCUCUCCAUAACACCAGCCCUCUUCUCCCUGUGCAGACAGUAUCAGAAAUGCCUAUGGAGAAAAUCAGUUGUGGAUUUACUUACCAGUGUAGUAAAUGGAAGUCAAGAAAUGGGCUACAGAACAAGCUUGAAAAUUUACCCACCUGUUCCAAUCCCUCUGUCUUUGAAAAAAAAGGCAUUGUUGUCUUCUCAACACAGGAGAGGCUUUCUGUCUUCCUCUGCCUUGCCUUGCUCUGUGCCAAGAAGGAUGGUGUACUAGUGGCACACAGUGGGAAAAUGAACUCCUUGGCAUCUUCUUUAGAUUUUAAGUUAAUUAAGAGUAAAAACUGGACUUUUUCAAGGAAGCAUUCAGACAUUGCAAAAGUAAUUCAAUUACACCGGUGGGUGGCAGCAGGUCAGGAAUUUUGCAGUUGAUUCUGCUGUUAUCAGCUGUUGUUAUCUGUUUCAUAACACACUCAGAACAUUUAAAAUCUUUGUCACCCCAUUGCAUAGCUGAAAUGGCAUGUGCCAAACGUCAGAGUGUUUUUGACAAUGUAAGUAAGGACUAUAGAAAAGCAUUUUAUCAGUAAUUUCUGUCAUAGCCCCAUGGAAGUUGAAGAUACUGCACUUCAUUUAGUUUCAGGUGGCUUUAAGAGGCCCCAGAACAAUGGGAAAGCAAAUAGAGAGGCAAAGAAUCUCCUCUACAGAGCCAGGUUUGAUGAAAUUGCUUCAAAAGGAGGGAAAGCAUUCAAUAGUGUUUUCAGUUGUUUUCAGACUGAGAUCCAAGGGCUAUCCUGUCACUCAGCAAUAACGGGGAAAACAAACUAACAAAAUGCUAAACAACAAACAAGCAGCAGGAGAAAAAUAACAAUGCUAUCUAGAGUUCAUGGUCUGGUGCUAGCUCUGGCUGAGCACUGAUUAAUUGGCAUCGUAGCCCACUGCUUUAUCAAUGGGGUCUUUAGGAAGAGAGCUUUUGCAGUAAGCACUAAAUGUGGGAAGCAGUGUGAGAGCUCCUGCUCCACUCCAGGCAUGUGUCAGCUCUGCAGUGGAUUGAGAAUGGUAUAUCCCCAGGAGCAGGAAAUUAUUCAGGCCUUGUUACAAUCUAGAGUGUGGGAGCAGCGGCAAGAAAAUCGAUGAAGGAAGAAAAAUGUGCAAAGCCGCCCUGUCCCAUUCUCUGUUCCUGCAGACGGCACGGGGAGCAUUGCGGGGUGGGGAUUUGUGUGGCAGCAGUGACAUCUGCAGAGGGGAUCGCACUGACGUGGUGAGAGCUUCAUUUCCAAGGACGGGCCCUGAAGACAGAUCCUUGGGGCAGCCAGUACGUGGGAGGGAUGUGGUGAGCGAUUACCCAGGGCCUGUUCAGUGCCGAGCUCACUGCUGUGGCACCCCUGCCACUAAUGCAGGAAGGGCUCCUGCGGCCCGCAGAGCAUCAGGCAGAGAGCCAUGGCACAUGUCACAAACCUCCCUUGGGGAGACACUUGGGAUUCCCAGAAACAGCUGCAUGCACACCCAGUGCCCUGGUCAUGGCCCUUCCUGCAGGAGGCUCCUGGGGCACACCAGCCCUGCCAGGGAACCACUGCUGGCAACAACUGCAGGCUAUGUGCUGCCUUGGCAGGUGCAGGUGCAGGAUCAUGGCUGGACACACAGAACACUGGACAAGGGGCCUUACUGCGCUGAACCCUUCUUGUGGGACAUGUUACUGGCUGAGAAGGUGGAUGCAGAGCAGGGGGAAGGAGGAGGAGGCUAGAAACUGCUCCACAAAAUGGGGAGGAUUUCAUACUGAGCUGCAGUGGACACACCAGGGCAGUGCUGUCCCUGUUGGGAUGUUACUCUGGUGACCCAAAAUGAGCCAGGAUGCUUAUGUACAAAUGACCCCCACAAGUACUUCUUCCUCUUGUAGUAUCUGAGAAAUCUGAACUUAUAUUAAAGUGAGCAUCAAGUCCUUAAGCUGCAACUGAAACACACUAAACCAGGAAAAUGUUAGCAAAAACACAUGGAUAAUCACACAGAUAAUGACAUGACCUUGAUGAAAUAGCUUUUCACAGGACUCACAUAAGGUUUCCAAAGUGUUGCUGGCAACAAUGUUGCAGUGUUCAAAAUUAUUGCCAUCAUUAGAAUAGGGGAAAGAGGUCUCUGCAAAGCCUUGUCUCCAUGGAGAAAGGUGGGGUUCCCAGAUAUGCAAUGGGAGUUGACUUGCUGGACAGCUUUCUAACCCCCACAUUGUGUGGAGGUGGCAGAAGGUAUUCAGCCCUAAUUAAUUGGAGUGAAAGAAGGAAGAUGCCAAAGUAGGGCACUUGCUCACUCUCCAACAAGGCUUGUUUGCUUCUAAGACCGUGGUUUUGGGGUACAGCUCCAGCCCAAGGUGGACCCAGACUUUCACAAUAUUACCUUUUCCUCUCCCUGCCUUCUCCUUGCCUUCUGCUGUUCUCUUCUGGUUUCCACAUGGUGCUAUUGACCCCCACAAUAUGGCUGGUUUUGGGCACCAGGACUGGGUGGUUUCUCUGGGCACAGAGGUCUCUCACCUUGCCUGCGCUGAGCCUCCUUACUGGCUACCCCUGCAAGGCCCCACCAGCUCCCAGACAGAUUCCCUCCAGGCUGGUCUCCUCUCCCCAGGUAUUUCACUGGAUUCACACUUUGCCAAAUCAUCCUAUUAUCCAUCCCAUGGAAGAUGGAUAAACUGAGAACCGUGAGAUAAACCUUAAAUGGACUAAAUCCAAAUGGACCAAAGCACUUAGAUAGCCAUAUACUGUAAGGGCCUUGCUCUUUGAGGGCCACACAGCACUAAACUCAGCUGGAAGCUCAUGGACUGUACUAUAAAAUUAUGAGGAUAUGUUAGUGGGACUGACUGGAAAGGGUGUUGGGGGAGAGCCACGUCAAACAAAAUUCUUCUCUUUGUUGUACUGCUGAUGACAAAAGGGCAUGAUUUCUGCUUUUCUUUAAUGCUGUGUUUGAGGAAAACAACUGCUGAACAGAAGGCAGGCUGAGCUUGUAUGCAGUGCAGAGAGUAGUUUUUAAAGAAAAAGGUAAUUGCAACUUGUGGGACUUGCUGAAUAAAGUGAUGAUUGGUAAUGCAGGUCAGAGUGGUAUAAACAGUGGAAAACAGAAAGAUAAAUGGGGGAAAAUCAUGCUGAUGGGAAUUUUUCAUGGAGAAGCCAUUUCAGAAGCCAGCGGAAAGCAUGAUCAGGCAAUGUUUCUGCAGGGGUGGAAAGUAUACAGCAAAACACGUAUUUACCCAGGCUCUCUGGAAACCACAAAAAAGCUCUUGUCAUUUACAGCCUGAGUCUCACCUGCUGCCAGGCCUGGACUGUGGUGGACAAGAUUCAGCUCAGCUGCCCUCCUUAGCCUCUGUUUGCUGGGUCAGUCUUCAGCAGAAGGGAAUCAGGAAAUAGCUGAAUGAUAUCAUUGUUCAUGAGCCUCAUAAUUUAUUGACGUGAGGACUCAGAGUUUACAAAUUAAAAGAUGUGUCAAUAUAGUCUAAGCUUUGCUGGGCGUUUCCAAGGAAUGUAUUAUAAAGAUGCUCAAGCACUAAAGGAUCAAACCAGCAUUUUAGUACCUCAGUGGGCUCUAUUUUUCCAAUCCUGUUUAAUCUCAUGUUCCCUUCCUGUACAGAAAUAUUAAAUCAGUGUGGUUUUAAAAUGUCAGGAGCUCAGUUUAUUCUCCAGGCCCUAGGUUGCCCUGGUUACGAGUCCUUGCAGAGGGUGCCCUAAAGUUCAUUGCCAGACAUGACUUGCUAGCUGCUAAUAGUUCCCACUGGCAUCUUGGAGGUGAAGUCCAACAUAAAAUCCCUGAAGGUGACAGCUAUUUACCCUUGGAAAGUGGUGGUGUGGAAGUGCAUCCCAUGUGGCAGUGGGAGGUGUGAUCUCACAUCCCCCACCCCAGGUCCAGGCCCUGCAGCAGCAGAGCAACCUCAUGGACAAGAGCAAGAGCAGCACGGUCCUCUGGAGGGCUCCUGAUGUGACCCUCAGCCGUGUCCUGCUGCUCCUCAGCAAACAGAAUGUCUCAGGCGCUGCAAUGGCUGGCGAUAGCAUGUGCCACGAGGGGAGUAUAGCUGGCAGUCCUCACUUCAAGAGCAUCACUGGUUCCAGGCUGGUCACCAGGGUACAAAGCCAUGCUGAAAUAGGUAAAGUGGCUGGGAGAUGUCUCCCCAUUGCCCAUAUGCAGUUAAUCAGGAGCUUUGAAACCAUUGCCCAGAAAUGCAGAGGUUGUAGUGGGGAAAAGCAAUGCUGUUCUCAACUAGUAUGGCCAUUUCAGCAUCUACACAAUGGGCAUAAAAGAAAAGUUUUAGCUCAGGGAAGCUUUGAAUAUCCACAGUGCUGAAGUCAAGCAUUGAGGAAAUAGCAAAUGCCAGUAAUAGCAUCUGUCUUGCCACACAGUUUAAAAAUACGUUUAUGUAUAUAUGUAUAUUUAUAUUUAGCUGUGCUUGUUUGACACUAAGAAAUGCAGCCUGUAAAAAGUUAGCAGCAGCAAUAUUACUGGAAAGCUGCCUGGACUUUCUUGCUUCCCUAGUGCCCUUUACCCAGUACCCCUCUUCAACUCCAAAAUUUCCUGCAGAUAUAACAGGAUCUGCAAAGAAAGGAGAAGAUGUGUAGUAUUUAGGUCUCUUAAAUGUAUUUUUCAAUAUCUUUUUAUACAUGUGUACUAAGAAUACACAAAAUCUACCAAGGCUGUUCAUUCAUUAGCUGCCUGGGAGGGUGCUAGCUAACAUCUUGCAAGUAGUAUGCACUGUCUACAUGAGCUUUCUCCAGAGUCUGGAGCUAUCUCCUGGAACACUUAGAUGCAGAGUUAUGGGGCUGGAGAACUCCAGACAUAUCUUCCCUGUGUUUCAAGUGGAGGUGACACCUCUGGGUGGGUUACAGAGCCUCAAAAGUCCUUGCUGUUUUCCAGGGAAGGCUUGUCCAGCACUAGGACUGCAGUUUGGCCACCCAUGCAUAAUUCUGCUCUCUUGUGCUAAGAUUACACCAGUGGUGCCAUUUUUCACUGGUGCCCUGAAGCAAAAUGAGAAGGGACAUCUCCCCCAUAGCCUCCCAGCCACCCUCAUGGACGAUGCUGGUGCCUUUCCCUUCUGUCUCAGGGAGACCUCUCCACCCUGCCAGCUCAAAACAAGCUGGAUAAUUAGCCAGGUGUGGCUAUGGCACAUGUUAUAAACAGGGUUAUCCCUAUUAUUUGCUGUGCCUGGUUGCACAGGUCCGGAAAUCCUCAGCUGGCAUUGGAGUCUGUUUGCAGUGAAGACAGCGACAGGCACUGCCAUGCAACCUUGUAGCCCAAAACCACCUGCGUGUGCAUUCACCUCCCCCUGUGCUGAAGGGCCUGUGUGAGUGGCCCACGGGGGAUCAGAUGGUGCUCUGUAAUCCAGGAGAGCUUGUGAUCGAGUUUCCUGUGUUUUUCAUUUCUCUCUGCUGAGGCUGAGUAAACACACCCCACGUGAAGAAUGUGAAAAGCUGCCGUCUGCUGCAUGGAAAAAAGGUUGCUACGGCUUAGAAAGGUGACUGGAUUGUGUAUGCCAUUUCUUGAUUUUUGCUUUUUCUUUUUAACAGAUGACUGAAUGUGUUUUACAGCAUGUUCUGCAUAAAACUCCACAAAAAAUUUAAAAAUCUAAAUUGCUAAAACCAUAGCCAGUUUCUGUACUGAGGACCCAGUCCAGUAGAGUAAACAGAGAGAGGUUGUGAGGAGUGAGUUACCAUCUGCCUGCUUGAAAUGUCUGGGGUAUCACUGAGGGCUUACAGCAAGUGAUGCCUUCAGCACUAACUUUACCCGCCUGAUAAACAGAAAUUUAGCCAGGCAAGGAGCUAGCUUGAGAUCUGUCAGAUGAAAACAAAUGGAUUACCAGGCAAGGGUGUCUCCAGAAGAUUUAAAGAACUAUAUACCUUCCCUCCUUUCCAGAAAAACCACCAUGCCUUGCACAAAGCAGAAAUGCAGACCCUGUAUCUUUAUGCAUUUAUGAUGCUCUUGAUGGUCUCCACCUCUCAGCCAGGAGAAUGGAGUGGAUUCAUCCGUUUUUUAUCCACUGUCCUGAUGUCCUCUGCCAGCUACUCUUACUUCUUGUAGAGUCUCAGGCUUAUGGAGAGAUACAGAUUCCCUCUAAUUGUACCUGGCUAGGGCUGAGUUAUUUAGCAAAGGUCCUAUCAGACCAGAAAAAUCAGCACUCCUCUUUCCUUUGCUCUCCUCUUCUUCUUUCUUCCCCUCACUUCUAAGGACAGAUGAUUUACUAUUGCCAAAAAGUUUUCUAGACCUAAACAGAAAACAAAAUAUGAAGUAGUCCUGCAAAAUUAUUUCAAAAUAGCUUUGGAGAGCACCUAGGAAGGGGAAAGAAGUCUGUGGGUUUGAACCAAGUUUUUAUACAUUAAUGACUGUUGUUCAUUCAGCCGUGAUUUUUUUAAAUAAUAAUGGUUUUGCUAUAGCUAUAUCAUUUUUUCACACUAUCCACUAUUAUGCAAGAUUGGAUUGCUUAAGUUGUAGUGCUAGGACAGUUUAUUUCAUCCCAUUUUUCAAGGCCAUUGCUGCCUGCACACUCUUAAAAUUUGCAGUGCUUCUGUUCCAAACACAUAUAUACCUUGGCAACAAUUUAAAAAGAGUCAUGAAUAUAAAUGAAAAGGAGGAUGUGCACACACACAAAAAACUAAUUUAGUGCAAGGAUUAUCUGGGCCUUAUUUAAGAGCGACUACAGAAUUUGUUCUGUGGUCCAGCUGAUCAGGCAGACACCAGGUACUGCACAAAGUGUUCUUUCCUGCUUCCAUAGAGAGUACUAAUGUUGAGGAAUACAAUUAGCUGUCAGGACUAUUAAUUGCCCAAAUUUCUCAAGCUAAGGGGGGAAAAGCUGACUCAGCAAAAAGCACCUGUCAAAGGAUGGUGUGCUUUUAUUUUCAGCAGGACAUAGGCCCACAGGAGACUCCAAAAGGUAAGCAGAAUGGAGAAAAAUAGAGAAAACCAUGAUGACUGGUGGUGACAGCAAGGGAAUGUAGGUGUCUGGUGCUGCUUGGUCAGCCAGUGAUGGUCCUGAAGGAGCCCUGGACAGUGCUGCCUUUCACAGCUCCCUGCUGCUCUCCUGUGUUGCUCUGAAAGCGGCGCUGAAGCAGUGGAGAGUGCCAGCCUUUUCCAAAGGAGGGCUGGCAGACCUCUCUACCCCUGUGGGGGGGUCACCCCUCCCCUCCAUGCUCCAUGUCAGUGCGCCCCAUGAGGUCUCUCCAUGCAGCAAAUCCCUCCUGCAGCAGUCUGCGGCCUGCACACCACCCCAGCCUUUGCUCGAGUGGAGCGGCGGGUGAGGCCUGAAGGCGUGGGGGAAAAGGCACCCGUGGGCACCCGUUGCCUGUGGCCUGUGCUCCCUUCGCCUCCCUGGGAAAGCAGAGGAGAGCAGGUGUCUCCAUAGAUGAUCCCAACAUGUCUGAUGGUGCUGCAGCUCCCAAAUGCCAGACUGCUGGCCCAGAGCUCUCAGUGUCUGAGGCACCUCCAGGUGCACUUCUAAAGGCAUGGUCCUGUAUUUUAUUACACUAAUGGUGCCCUUACCAGCUGUUGUGCCACAGACACUGACACCAGCCUCCUGAGUGUGCAAACAACCUUGAUGUUGUUUCUCAGAGCCACAAAACAAGGCUGCUAGAUGUUUUUUAACAUAGUCUGGGCAUUAGCUUCUGCCAUCAGUGGCUCUGGAUCCAGCAAGACAACUGCCUUGGGCUAGAAUGCUGCAUCCCUGUGCCCCUGGCUUUCCACACAGCUCCCAUCCUCCCUCCAUCUCCCCCAUCCCUGCAAGCAGAACCACACACCUUGUGAGGACAGGGGCUGUAUAUAGUUAGAUGGCAGCCUCCAAGGAAGCCAGUCUCCCAAACCACAGAAUGCUUUGGUCAUUUAUGAAGUAUUUUCCAAAGGAAAACCAGCCAUCACUAUAACAGCUGCUUCUCCCCAGUGUUUUCAACCAGCUCUCCCUCCCUCUGGGGCUGUAGUGGGACUGCAGCUCCAUCCAGGAUCAGACCCAGGCAUUUUACAGUUCCUAAUCAUGUUUCCCCACUUUACCACUGCCACAAAGCCACAGUGGAGAGGAUGAUCUGCACAUACCAAGUAGGAAGAGAAGGAGUUAGAGCUGAUUUACCCCCUUGGAGGCAAAAUGCCUUGCCAGGCAGGGAUUGUGAAUCACAGAUCCUAAUAGCAGGCUUAAGGGAGAGAGAUGAGGAGGGAUUACUUGCCCACAUUGGGUUGUUAUCCUGGAUGUCAAAAGGAUCUCUUCAGAUAAGGAAUGCUGAAGACCAAGUUCCAGAGUGUAGCCCAGGUCCCCAAGCAUACUGAAAUCCCUAUGGCAACUCUGUUCAGAAAGAAAAAGUGAUGGAAUUGCCAUAGAUGGUUUGAAGAAAAAAGAAACAGUAGAGGAAUGUAAAACAUCACCACAGAGAAACAUAAAACAGCUCUGGUUUGGCCAGAUUGACGAACUUUGAAGAGCUGGUGAAACAUGUGCUGACUAUGCCUCUAGUGGGCCUCCAGACAAGACCAUUCUAGGGAAAAAUGCCCUAAAACUGUGUGGUCCUUCUCCAGUAGGCUACACCAUUGUAUUUGUGUUGUUAAGAUAGUCUCUGAUUCUGUGCAUACAUUUUUCUUAAAUGUCAAGGACCACUUUCUUGAGCUCCACCAAACUUAUGCUGCAUGAACAUAUUUUAAAGCAGAUGUAAAUGUUCCUAUAAAUAUUAGCAAUAUAAGAACAGGGGAGUCUGAAAAAUUACUAGAUAAUAGUAAUUUUGAAAAUGUUGUGGCAUCAAAUGAAUAUGAUAUUUGUGAAAAUUGUUUUGCAGUAGUAAAUAUUUUGGAGCCUGAGUUAACUCCUACUUUAGCACUUACUGUUUUGAAAUUACUGACAUGGAAAUGUAUCCUUCCGUGAGAACUAGUUCUAAAAAGUACAUUUAACGUGAGUGAACACACAGAAUAUCCCCGACAUGCAGACGAAAUUAAUGAGAUCACUAGCAACAUUUAGCACAGUUCAUUAGCUAUCUAGGCCCAGACAGAGUUGGCUGAAUAAGCCAAGCACUCUGUCUGUGCAACGAAAUGUGGAGGAAAAAUAUCCCUCAGGUAGGAGUGGAGCAGAUCUGCAGUGUCUCGAGCACAGUGACUGUAACACACCUCUGCACUCCAAUUUGAUUCCUUUGCACCAGACCCCAUGUCCCAAACUGAAGCUUGAAUGGGACAAGUAAUUUUUCUCUCCAUGUAAUCCUGGUGGGAGACACAAGGCUCCCUGGGUGAAGUGAAAUGUGGUAGUUCCUCUGGUUGCAUUUGUUGCUUAAACUGGUCACAGGCUGAUACUGUGGGGUUUUCAGUAAGGCUGACAGGAAUUUCUGUCCUCUGGAUAUAUUUCAGGGUUUGCUGAAAAAAACUUGUCCCACUUCUCAAUAAAAGCUGAAGAAACUAGACACCUUUUGCAGCUAAUCUGGGUAAAAGAAAAAAAGGCAGCUGUUGGCACAACACACGUAAUUUAGAGCUGGUUAAGAGCCUUUUGGUCUAACAAAAAAUUCUCUGAUGAAGGUAGAAUUUUCUAGAGCAAAUCAUUCUAGUGGUCAGUUCCCCACUCCUUUCUCUGUUAGCUCUUGUACCUUUCUUUCUGUAUUUGAAAUAUAAGCCAAAAAUUAUUACACAACCAAACAGAGUGAAAAAAAAAAAACUCUGGAGCCAUGGCGUGGAGUAAAUGUCACCUGAGUCAACAAAGAGUCCGACAGAUGGAGGCUUUAACAUUGUUUUUUCAAAUUCAUCAGUAAUUUAUUUUUAAAGUAAUGACCGUAAAUCUUCCUAGAACAGAUUGUUUUUCUGUCUGUUAUGAUUCAUUAAACCAGUACGGAAUGAGAUCAUUAUCAUUUAGGUUAGCAUUUUUGAGACUGCCAAAUAUCCUUCAAGUACUUCCUGCAGCUGGGACUGCAAGCAUUGUCCUUGGAGCUGGCAGCCUGCUGGCACCAUAUCCCGGUCCAAGAGCUUCUUGUGCCUCUGGCUAGCAGCACUGCUGUGCCCACGGGCCCUGCUUGAGUGGGCCACUUUACCUGCCCCUCAGGCAGCAGAAAACUGGAAACUGACUUCAAGAUGCAAAGCUUGAGAGUCGAUGGAAAUAAGCACCUGAAGAGAUGCACAACCAUCUCCCCGAGGAGCUAGGGCUGGAAACUCUUCUCCAGAGGUGGACUCUCACCCACCUCAGCCUGCAGGUGAGCUGGCUGAUUACUGGGACACAGUGGUCAUUGAUGCCUCUGGAUAAAUUGCCUCCUCUUGCAAAUUCCCACAUUGUAAAGCCAAAGGAUGCAGCAAGAAGGGUGCCAGCCACAGGAGACAGGUUACCAGAAACAGACUUUUUGCCUUUUAAUUUCUUUUUGGUGUAUUUCCUGACUGCAUUAGUGAAACAACAAUGACAUAAGGGGCAUGAUGCAGCAACAGGGAAGACAGAAGCAGGUAAAAGCAAAAGAGACAAUGUCAUAUUUGUUGUAGAAAAAAAGAAAAAUGAGCUGGCAGUAAAGGGGAAUUCACAAAUUAUUUGAUAAAAAGGCACACAGCCAUUCCCUGCCCCCACAACCACUCUGAGAGUCCUCUGACAUAUGAAGGACAUCAAAAGAAGAAAAAAAACCACCCAAAAAGUCAACAAACAAAAAACAAACCACUGCCCCAAAUUACAGCAAUUACUUGAUCAGGGCAUUUUCACUUCCUAUUUUGGGAGAGAGAAAUUCCCCAGGUCAUCUGACCUCCUUUGAAACUACACCAGGAAGAGGAGCAGCAGCAGUUGACAAGUGCAGGGCGUUCUCUGGCUGUACAAAAGCCUCCCAUGGGUGAGCCAGAGCUCAGAGCAGCGCAGGGAUGUGCAGGUGUGUGUACACAUAGCAAGGUGAGCUGCGAGUAUCCUGCCAGCCAGAUCAUCUCUUGCACAACUCUCCAGUCCUGUGCAGCCCGGCGGACCUUUCGCUGCUUGUUUCCAAACAUGCCUCCAGAACAAACCUUCUGAGGAGCUGUUUCCUCACAUGCUGUUUCCUUAAACGCUGCUGAAAGCAGCUCUCUCCAAGACGAGGUGGCAGCUAGCAGCAUGGUGGGAAUAAUGGCAAUGAGGACGUGGAUUGAGCCGGUGGUCGCGGGUUCCCAGGUGGCCAGUGCCUUCUACGACAUAGCGCUGCUGCUGGUGGUGAAGAACUACUACAACCAGACCAACAGCACAGCUCCCGCCCACGUCCUGGAAGAUGCUCAGCAGAAGGCUGUAUCUAAUUUUUAUAUCAUCUACAACCUAGUUCUGGGCCUGAGCCCACUGGUGUCAGCCUAUGGCUUGUCCAAGCUGGGGGACAGGAUACAUCGCAAGAUCCCCAUCUGCUUCCCUCUUCUUGGUUAUUUGGGCUCCAAAACUCUCCUGCUCCUCCUGAUUCUGCUGGGCUGGCCAGUGGAGGUGAUGUAUGGGGCUGCUGCCUUAAAUGGGCUGACAGGAGGCUUCACCACACUUUGGGCAGGCAUCAUGGCUCUGGGAUCCCUGGGGUCCUCUGAAAGCAAGAGGUCUCUGCGGCUCAUCAUUAUUGAACUUGUGUAUGGCCUGGCUGGCUUUCUGGGAAGCAUGGCAUCUGGCUACCUCUUUGUUGGCUUCAGCAACCGCUACCGAGAAGGCACCGUGCUGGUGUGCUGCAGCAUUGCUUGCUAUGCCUUUUGUCUCCUCUACAGCAUUUUUGUCCUCACAGUCCCCAAGCCAGCAGCUCCCUGCCCAGCCAAAGCCAAGAGUGCAGAGGAGGUGGGUGGUCAGCUACCAGAAGCAGUGGUAGCAGGGAGCACCCAGCCUUCAGAGAGCAGCAUCUUCACUCCAGUGUCACCCUCGAAGCUCAUCAUCAUCCUGCUGUUUGUGGCAGCAAUCCUCUAUGACCUGGCUGUGGUUGGUGCCAUGAACGUACUCCCACUGUUCUUGCUCAGGGAACCUUUAAGUUGGAACGCUGCGGAGAUUGGCCAUGGCAAUGCUGCUGGGUAUGUGAUCUUCAUUACCAGUUUCCUAGGGGUGCUUGUGUUCUCCAGAUACAUGAGGGAUAUUACCAUGAUCAUGAUCGGAGUAGCUUCAUUCAGCGCUGGCAUCCUCAUCAUGGCCUUCGUGCAGUGGACGUUCCUGUUCUACAUUGCACGGGCAGUGAUGCUCUUCGCCCUCAUCCCCUUACCAACCAUCAGGUCCAUGUUGUCUAAGCAUGUUGAAGGAUCAUCCUAUGGUAAGGUGUUUGUCCUGCUGCAGCUGUCUUUAGUCACCACGGGAGUAGUGACAUCUACAGUCUACAACAAGAUCUAUCAAAACACACUGGACUGGUACAGCGGCUUCUGCUUCAUUUUGUCUUUUCUAGUCGGCUGCCUGAGUCUCCUCCCUUUAAGCUUUGUGGCCAUCAAACAAAGGUCAACCACUGGAUCCCUUGAGAUUCUGACUGAGUAACAGAGGCAUCUUCUGGUUGUUAUCAUUAGUCCCUACCAACACAAUAGGAUACAGAGCAUUUGUAUUUCCACUUCACAGCAUGCCACAACCUCUCAGCCAUUAAGCCUCUCGCCCAAGAAGAGAUGUUUGCCUUGUUAUUUCUGCAGCACACACCCCAUCCUGUAGAGUAUGUGCGUUAGCUAUUGCACACCAGCAGUCCUCAGAGCAUUCUCCUCUUUGCUAUGCUGGUCAGCAAUACCAAAGACGCACAAGGAUAUAGGCUAGAAAUGAAAGUGUCAUUUCCAGACACAUCGUUCAGAGUGGAAGCGGAAAGCAGAGGAUUGGUUUUCCAUUAGUUCCUUCUUGUUUGUUCAUUCAGAAACCUCAGGGCAGUUCUGUGACUCUGGCUGAUGAAACAGAGCUGCAAGCCACAUGCCACAUGCACAGGUCCAUCAGCAGGACACACCAGCUCACCAUCUCCGGCAGAUGUUAUCAGCCCAGCCAAUUAAUGUUAUGUACAAGACCAUUAAAUAGAGAAAUAACACCAUAAAAAUAUGUAAGAUUAACAGAACUUUAGUAAUCCCUACAAUAAAACACCCCUGAACAGAUGUUCAUGUCCCUGAUUUCUGGGAGAAUGUCACACUGGACAGUGCUUCAACAGAGCUCAUGCAAGGACUAAGACUCAAGAGCUAAUGCUGGUGUUUCAACUCACACCACCACAAUGUGCUACUCUUGUCACAGGUAAAGAACAGCUAAGUGCAGCACACAGCUCCUACAGGAUUUAUGGAAUUGUAGGGACUCUAAUACCAUGUAAUAGUUACUGUGUUACCAAAGCUUUUAUCUGGGUUGGAAAGGAACCUCAUACAAUACAGCAGCUAGCAUGAGAUGAUGUCACAUAAAUCCAAACAUCAGUCAAAAGUGUGGCAUGUCUGACAAGGAUGUGUCUGCUUACAUGCUAAUUGACUAGAGGCUUCCAAGGUCCUGGACUAAGUAAAGGGAAGUUAAAAGCCCUUAAAUAACUGAAAUAAUCUGGAGGCAAAUCAGGCAGCUUCAGUUUGAGCCAGGGGUAUAGCAAGCAGAAGUUGGCUUACCAUUACACAAUCCCUGCCUCUGAGGAAGUUGCUGUCACCCUGUCCCCCCCCAUCCAUUCCUCCCUCCAAUCUUUCCUCAGCUCCUUCACUUUCAGUACCAGAAGUAAUGCAACAACAGGUCAGAUGAUUUCUAUUUAGAUCAACCAUGGAAGAUUUUAGGGGAAGGGAGUAUUUCUGCAGUAAGAUAGUGAGCUGCUUAACAAAAUAAGUAUUUCUGCAGUAAGACAGUGAGCUGCUUAACAAAAUAAACACAUGCAUCAUUUCACCAGGGAAGACCACAAAAAAUGAAACUUUAUUCUAAGUAAAGGAGUCAUCUUUUAAUACAUUUAUUGGUCCAUUCCAUUAAAUUAAUUGAGGUAAACAAAUGGUGCAUUUUAAAAAAAAUUACACAGUAAUAUAGAAUUACAAACAGUUUUACCUCAAAGCAUUUUUCUCCAUCAAUACUAUCUCCAUAGUAAACAAUGCACAAAGUAUAUUUAAAGAGAUAUAUGAAAGGGUAUAGAAACAUGCCAGCACCAGAAGGCAAGACAUUUCCUAGCCUGUGAGUCUGAACAAGAGCAUAGUUGCCAGAUUUGACCAAGUACAGGAAACAAAAGCCUCCUUCCCAUUUUUACAUUGUUUACUAGCUAAUUCACACAGAGACAAGUAUUUUCACAGCUUUCAUUUUGUAUUUUAAUGGUAUGAACAGUGACUCUAGUUCUGGUGAGUGGGUUUAGAGUGAAAGCAGAAGAGUCUGGACAAGGAACCAGCACCAAACCAGUCAGUUUGGUCCCCAUCACUGAUACCUUCCACACAGUGUGUGAAGUUCACAGCCAGCUUGCCUUCACAACUCUCCAGACCUUAGGGAGGGACAGAGGGAUACAGGCACAGAGAAGCGAGAGCAAGGACGGUGCUUCUUUAUUUUUGUGUUCUGUACAAAAGCCCUUUGGCUCUUAUUUUAAGACUGGCCCUCAGCAACUUGUCUCUUUGUGCAGUAGGAAUGUUGCACUGGCCACAACGCUGCAGCUUGAUCUGAAGGUAUGGAUACACAUCCCAGCACCAGGUUAAGGUAAUGGUUUAGCUUCAAAGCACGGAAUACCAAGACCUUCAAAGUAGUCUAGGACAGUGACUAGCCUUGUCUUAGCAUGCCAUUUACAUAAAGGUGAUCUACUUGUGCCUCUUUGGAAAGCUCAUUAUUUUCUGCAAAUUUACUGUGCUUUAGGCACGCAACCUUAAAACCUCUCCAGUUCUUUACUAAGUACUUCUACAAGUCAGAUACUUCAGCAGGACUUUCAAGUGCUAAGCAGAGAAAUAAGCACUGCCAUUUUCGUUUGUAAAUUGUUCAACAGCACUCCCAAAAAGUUUUAAAUGCCACAUUCAGUUUGCCAGAAGGUAAGUUUAUUCCUGUGAUCCCCAGUUUUACUUCACAAGAGGAAAACAAAAAUCCAACAAGUAGUAGCAACUUGCCUGUCUUUAAAAAAAAAGUCCUGAUUUUCCCUAUGUGUUGUUGUAGUAAAAGUUUAAUACACCCAAGGAAAGAAUGUUCUACCUUCAGAAUUUAAGACGACAGAACAUCUAAUGAGCUAAUUUAAUCUAUACAAUUUUGUACAGUGAUAAUCAGGACAAGGAUUUUCAACAGUCUGCAACAAUAAUCAUAAUGAUAUCCAGUUAAAUUGCGCAAGUUUAACAAAAGCAUGGCUCCUGUUAAAGUAAUGAACGGUCCCUGCUAUCUGGGAUAGAAUUAUUUAGGACCCUUGCAUCUGCAGCACUGACAGGUGAAGAAAUGUUUCAUGAACAGGCUAUGCAGAGCCACUGCUUCAAGGCUACUGCACAGUGCCUUCACAGAACUGUCUCUGCCACUCCUGCUUUGUUUCUAUCAGUUAUUCCACUACUUUAUCCUCAGAAUAAGUUUUAGUGCAGCAAAAAUCCAAGUAGAUUGAAGAAUCCAUACUUUAUUCUUUAAUAUAAUUCACACCAAAACUCUUUGUGUCUUUAGGGCUACACAUAUUACCUUUUCAUUUUUCAAUGUAUACCUGAAAAAGCCAUGAUGUUUUAACAUCUAUGUUUAUUGCAAGAUUUAGAUCCUGAUAAAGGUAUACAUGAACAAUGCAUGGUUCAUUACUGAGCAUAGAAAUGAGCUCAGUGCCUGCUUUAUUGUGCUGGUGCCUCUUAACAGAAGAAACAAACACCACAGAAACUAUACAGAAGUAACUGGGCAGCAGUGAAUUAUGCAUCCCCUGCGAGGGCCUUGCCCCGGUUAUAGAUUAUGAGGAAAACUGGGCUGAUUUAAGGACUGCUGAAAGAACCACAUUUUAAACAGGUUCAUAAAAAGGGCACCAACUACUUUUGCUGUCACUUUGGUGCACAUGCAGAGAGUCAUCUUCAGUGACUUAACAUUCAACAAGUGACUCAAAGAUGAAGCUCCUGCAGUAUUCCUGCUUCCCUUCACCAACACCUUCUGUUUCUCCCAGGCAAAUGUAGACCAUCCAAAGUAAAGACUCAUUCUACAAGGACGACAGGAUUACAUAUUAAGAGUUUCACUGUCAGUUCAGGACUCAACUCCCUUCUAACAGCAGUUAUGUGAUACAAGUGUCACCCUGCAUCUUACAGGAAUUUCCUGCAACUUUUGUAUUCUUCCUGACUGGCAUGGUUGCCCCAAACAUCACAAUCAGGAUCCUCCCCACACCUCACCCACAGCCUCUCCCUCAGUCACCUUGUGAUUUACAACAGCUCUUCAUAAGAACAGAUCACUCCACAGUCUGCAGGCACUGAGACCCACCUAUGCACACCCUUAUUACACUGCAGCAAAUCCUCUUGCAGAGGAUUCUUCCUUUGAAUGCCAAGUUUUACUGCCUUUGUAAGAGCUUAAGAGGUUUCGGUCCAGAUCACGUAAGGUAGCUCGAUCUUCAGCAGCUCCAGCCUCAACAGUUACAUGCUGAUUUGAGCUUCACUUGGCACUCUCCACUGUCCAUUAUGCUUCUCUUGAACAGCUGUGAUGUUAAUUGCUGAACUCCCCAAAAGCAACACCCAUUUCAGUUUGACAUAAAGCAAAGCAGGAAGACUCCCCUAGUGUUGUAAGGCAUCAGAUGAAACCACCUGUAGGAAAGAAAUCACCAUUCUUUCUACUCAUCUUGUGCUGUUUAUUUUACUAAGAUGGUGGGAAGACUGACUAAAUAAUAGUUCAAGGUAUAUUUUGCUUGAAUCCCAGUGAUGUUGUAGAGUCAAUAACAAAAUUCCAUUUAUUCCACGUUCUUUUUGAACUAAGUCAAAAAGCAUGUUCAUGUUUCUUCGUGGAAAAUGGGGAAGACUGUAACCCUGAAGGACAAACUGUUGGAUAGUAUGCAAGUGCUUAUUCUAGAUUGCUUCAAGAUGAUGCCCUUAAGUACUUCCCCAGAACAAGGGGAGUCUGUGAUUCUGAACCUAACAGUAACUUAAACCAGAGUUCUCAUUUACACCAAAAAGUGCAUAUUGACAAACUGAUCUUAAACAAGAAACAUAGUUUGUUUAGUACCACAGAGCUGACAAUAAGAUUGAGCAAAAAAGAAAAAUUUCUUAAAAUGUCUUAUAUUUUACUUUUUCAUGCAGAGAGCACCAUCUCAUUAGCCUGACAGCUACCACAGUGCUGCAAUAACUCAUCUUGAGAGUUCCAUAAAGCCACCAGGCUGAGAAGGGUGGCUGCAUGUUCAGUUGGUCUUUAUGAAGGAAUAAAUUCCAAAUCAAACUAGUACCUGGUGGGUACCUUGUUACAGGAGAGCAGAGUAGUUGCACAAAAUCAAUCACUGCUCACAUUCUUUGCAAGAACGUUGCCAGAGAAUAAGUAAUCACUCCAAUUUAGAAAGUAAGCACAGAGUUAUUUAUUGCCCUUAAUCCCAGUAUUACACUCAUAUGAGUCCCAACCCCCCUCACUAGGAUUGUUAAAUCACGGCAGCAUAAUGGCCUAAGGCCAUUAACACCAAGCAGGCAUUUACUUGAGGUUGGAUUGCAAGAGCAAGGACAAAAAAAGGACUUGCAGAAGCAGUUGCAAUUCUAAAGGCUAACAGAAAUUACUAAGAAAAUAGAUCUGUAACAAAAGUAGCCCUAAAAAACUUGCCAUGUGGUUCAGCAGAGACAGGUAUGAACCUAAUAGGGUACCCAUCUAUCCCCCACUAACCCAUUUAAGGCAAGUUUCACACACUCUGAUGCUUGGUGGAAGGAAGCAUUUGACACCUUUUGGCUUUUGGUUGCUGCAAAGAAAGCGUGGAGAAAGGAAAGAGUUCUACUUUUACUACUGCAGACAUCUUAGGUGACCAAGCCUAAAGUGGCUCUAGUAAAACCCAUAUAUAAAGCAUGGUGUAAGAGAUCUCCACCAUGCAACUUCCAGAGCUAGCUUUGGAAAAUUAAAGACCCAUCCUUCCCCAUUCCCACAACCCCUGAAAGGCAGCAGUCCAACUCGUUCCCGUAGCUAAGCUGGUUUUGAUCCCCAAGUCAGUCACAAGUACACUUCAGUCAACUGACAUUACUUCAUAAUCACCAAGGUAAACAAAGAUACUCAGUAUGAACCAACAGCAUGCCACACUCACAAAAACCACAGUUCAUGCUUCCAUCACCAACCAUCUGCAGCUGGUGUUGGUAUGGUCUGUCUAGAACCAGCCUGACUCCUGGACAGAAAAGUCUACAGAGACCAUUUCAUCCAGAGGGAGCACACGGGUGGUAGUAAAACAGAAAAUAAUCUCUCCCAGCCUUUCUUUAUCCAUUCAGGAAAAAAAAAAAAAAAAAAAAAAAAAAAAAA
Messenger RNA from Zonotrichia albicollis (white-throated sparrow), 18751 nucleotides. It is a transcript of the gene SLC46A2, whose product is annotated as solute carrier family 46 member 2. NCBI's taxonomy places the organism in Eukaryota, Metazoa, Chordata, Aves, Passeriformes, Passerellidae. Gene Ontology annotation, molecular function: transmembrane transporter activity. The record is from RefSeq and is a predicted model, not a curated record. Gene Ontology annotation, biological process: transmembrane transport. Gene Ontology annotation, cellular component: membrane.